Messenger RNA from Condylura cristata (star-nosed mole), 1450 nucleotides. It is a transcript of the gene RRP36, whose product is annotated as ribosomal RNA processing 36 homolog (S. cerevisiae). Lineage: Eukaryota; Metazoa; Chordata; Mammalia; Eulipotyphla; Talpidae. Gene Ontology annotation, cellular component: 90S preribosome; nucleolus. Gene Ontology annotation, biological process: maturation of SSU-rRNA from tricistronic rRNA transcript (SSU-rRNA, 5.8S rRNA, LSU-rRNA). The record is from RefSeq and is a predicted model, not a curated record. The coding region runs from base 14 to 748 and encodes 244 amino acids. The transcript has 7 exons.
GCCACGCGAGCCAAUGCCGAAAGUGAGCCCCCUCGCCGGGUCUGCCCGUGGGGCGCGGGGCGGAAGGCACGAUGGCGUGGGCCCAGACCUGCGGCAGGGCUCAUUAGACAUGUCAUUUGAGGAGCUGUUGGAAUUACAGAACAAAGUCGGGACUAAGGCAUGCAAACAGUUGGCAGCUGAUAACAGCAGGAAGAAGCAAGGUUCUAGACCACCUGUCCAAAGUGCAUGUGUUGCAGAUAAGCACAGGCCUUUGGAAAUGUCAGCCAAGGUCCGGGUGCCGUUUUUGCGUCAAGUUGUCCCCAUCAGUAAGAAGGUAGCCCGCGACCCCCGCUUUGAUGAUUUAUCAGGGGAAUAUAAUCCUGAGGUGUUUGACAAAACAUACCAAUUCUUGGAUGACAUCCGAGCCAAAGAGAAAGAGCUUGUGAAAAAACAAUUGAAGAAGCACCGUUCAGGUGAGAAGCAUGAGAAACUGCAGCAGCUGCUUCAGCGAAUGGAACAGCAGGAAUCAGCUCAGCGGGAACGAAAGCGACAGCAGGAGCUGCGCCUGGCCCUGAAGCAGGAGCGGCGUGCUCAGGCCCAGCAGGGCCACCGACCCUACUUCUUGAAGAAAUCUGAGCAGCGCCAGUUGGCCCUAGCUGAGAAGUUCAAGGAGUUAAAACGCAGCAAGAAGCUAGAGAGCUUCCUGAGUCGAAAGAGGCGCCGAAAUGCAGGCAAGGACAGAAGACAUCUUCCUUUGAGCAAAGAAUAAUACAGAAUUUCUUCAAUGUGGCCACUGCACCAGUGAACACUGCAUCUGUGGGGACAGAUACGGGCUUGGUCUUUUCAGUUCUUUCCCAUUCAAGGGCAAAGGAUCACGGUGGCCCUGAGCUAAGUUGGUUAGCAGGGUCUUGGAUCACCCCUAGGACUGAAUAAGAAGAGCUGUUCGGCCUGCUACAUGUCACACAGCCUCUGCUUGGUUCUGGUCAUCAUGUUCUCAUGUCCUCUCCCAUCUUGCCUUAAACCAGUACGUCUUGUACAGCAGGAAAAGGGCAGGGAGUUAAGACCUUGGCGCCCAAAGCUGGGACUUUAUAUAAGAACCAGUUCAUAAACAUUCUUUUCACUCAUCUCUUUUUGCUCUGCUCUUUCAGGGGCAGGGAGGGACUUGUGGGUAGCCUAAAUUAUUUUUUAGUGGGCCACGUGAGUAGGCCCUAAGAUUCCUGCAAAAUGUAAAGUCAGAUCAGAGACCUAUUUAAACCCAAACAGAUACCAUGAACCAACCCCGCAACUCAACCUCCUUAGCUUUGGCUGUGGAGGUAAAAGGAGGAUGAAGGUGGGGAUAAAAAAAAAUCCUCCCCAUCUAGGCAAAAGAAGCAUAGCUCUCCUGCCUGCCUGUGGCUAUGCAAGUGUUCCUCUCCACAAACCUUGCCCUUUUUUUGUAAAUUUAAAAAAAAAUUACUUAUUUAUACAUAUA